GACGGAAUGCGGGUCUACCAAGAAUCCCAAACCCUUGCUGAUAAAGCUAUAAGGGAUAUAUCCUGCUGUCACUUUGACGUGGACUUCACCGUCGUUCUACCUCCUGCAAUCUUCGGUCCCCAACUCAGCUCUCUCACAUUCUCCCUUAGCAGUCUCGGCACAAACGGAUUCGUC
Molecule: messenger RNA, 174 nt
Organism: Lentinula edodes (shiitake mushroom)
Lineage: Eukaryota; Fungi; Basidiomycota; Agaricomycetes; Agaricales; Omphalotaceae
Exons: 1
Source: RefSeq, a predicted model, not a curated record